CCCAAAACAUGUUUUGCGAUCAGAACCCUCUUGAAAAAACGUAUAAGCUAGGCGUUUGGUUCAGUUUAUGAGGCGGUGAAAUCUUACAGAAAGGCCACAGAAUUCCAGUUGCAUGAAACAUCACAACAUAAUUCACCAUUAUUCAACUUCCUAGCAUUAAGCUAUUGUCAGUUCGCCAAUUUUCAACCAAGACUAACAUGACUAUUGGCAACUUUUCUAGCUUUCCCUCCCCCCCUUUUCCUCCUGUUAAAAGAUGGACGGCUGCCUGGCCCCGGCGCAGUCUGCUGCGAGGCGAGCGAGCGAGCACACUGCGAACUCUCUUCUCACCUAUUUGUCGGCCUUGUGGAAUUAUCAUGGGUCAACAUCUCCCAAGUGCUGGACUUGCCAGAUGUGUGGGAGUUGCGUUGAUGCCUGCAGCUGCUUGCUGCUGAGACAGCGAGGCACGAGAGAGAGAGAGAGAGAGAGAGAGAGAGAGAGAGAGAGAGAGAGAGAGAGAGAGAGACGCCUCUCCACGCUUGAGAUAGUUCCCAGAAUGCUAGCCUAGGCGGACGGAAUGCCAUCAAUCAUGCCACUAAUCAUUCUGCAAAUGAAGUGUCACAGAAAGUUGCAAAGGGAGUGUCAGUGAAAAAAGACUUGGUUGGUAGCCAAGAGGGGGUAAUUGGGAUGUAAAAUAAGAAAGUACCGAUUUUUCAUUUAGGCACAUUAAGCGGCGAUAAACGGAAUUUUACUGACUUCCACUGGGCUAAUAAUAAAAGGUGGCAAACUACUUAGUCUAACUACCGUGGAGAGGGUUGCAAUUGGCGCGUGUUGAGCUCCGGCCCACUUUGAAGAGAGGGCUACUUUAUUCACCCCGUUAGAGUUGGGAUGAGACCCAUCACAGCUCUGAUAGCUAUCUGACAGGCUAUUGUCUGUUGGGGGUUGUCGCUCGCAGCAGGGAUUUGAUCUGCACUUUGUUGAUGGAGAGGGCCCGCUGUCCACUCAUCCGUGACAGCAGUGUGCACCGCGCAGCAGUGGUUGAAGCCCUGUUGUUCACUCCCUGGCGGUAAAUUAGGCACAAGGCAUAGGAUAACUAUUUAUGUAGGGUUGCAUGUGUGCGUGUUUUCCCCUGUCAAAAAUGGAUAAAGAAAUACGAUAAAACAGUCCGCCAGGCCUUGCCGUUUGACCGAGCGCGCCAGCCGCACUCCCCACACCGGAGACUGGCAACAUUAACCAGCGUGGUGCGCGUGGAAUGCAAAUACCUGGCCAGUUAUCAGGGGGCUUAUACGGGGGCCGACACAGAGUCAGGUUGGUGAGAUGUAAACAAAAACAUAGCAACAGCAUUCCAAAUUAUGGUCGUCAUUUUUAGUUCACCCCACACAGCUGUUGCAAGUAUUUAUAAGACAAUUAACCAAUUACUAGUUAUAACGUGGACUUGGAUCAUUCUUUCCAACGCACUGUCUGGUAUUGCGCGCUAAGUGCUUUAGAUUAUUAUAAGCGACUGAAGGACCAAAGUGGAAUUCAGUAAAGUUUGCGCUGCUCUUAUAGCAACAUUAUUGCAAGACUUAAAAUUAAAGUGUCGUAGAAGUAGAUUAAUGACCUCUUCGGACACUAAAAAUAAGAGUUAAACAUGCCCGCAAUUUCGAAUAAGUGUAGGUUUUCCAGUCGCCACAGACCUCGCACCGGUCUGCCACCGAUGUCAGGCCAGUGAGGACUGCGCGAGCUAAAUCUGUUUUUGAGCCACUGGAGGUACCGCCCUCCUUCGAUCCCGGCGCGUCCUAUUGGUGGAACGGCGACGUGAGAACCCAUCACAGCUCCCUCUUUACCAAACUAGGCUGCGGAGGUUGUCCAGAAACCGCGUCCACUGCCCAGCCGCAAAGAUCAGCGUCACAGGAGUGUGCGGGACCAGAGGUCUCAGCAAGAGAGAGGACACACCAAGAGGAACCACAAGGAUCUAAAGCAGCUGCAUGUUUUAAAGCGGGAUAUUUAUUUUUUGUAGAGCAUGAUUUUGAUUGUGGACUGCGUUAACUUCUUUAUCGAAUGUGGACACUGAUUCUGCGCUUAUCAGUGAGUCAACUGACGAAGAGCGCGCACGCCAACUUACUUACUUUUGUGGUCAGUUCCCACCCUGCCGUGCGGGCUAAUUUCUAACAACACCGCCAAGGCAAAGGAGUCGCCAGCCGCAGGACCUCUGCAUCUUUGAAAAAGAAGGGAUCUCUGUUUUUAAACCAGCGCAACAAUGCGGUGGCUUUCGUGUUUGGAUAUUUUUGUGCUUUUGUCUAUUUCGAUAUUUCUCAGCCAGUUGGGAGUUGCGCACACGUUCGGGGAUGAGGAAGAAAUGACUUGCGACCCCAUCCGAAUCUCCAUGUGUCAGGACUUGGGAUACAAUGUAACGAAGAUGCCCAACUUGGUCGGCAACGUGCUCCAGUCGGACGCAGAGCUACAACUCACCACUUUCAACCCACUGAUACAGUACGGUUGUUCGAGUCAACUUAAGUUCUUCCUGUGCUCCGUGUACGUCCCCAUGUGCACCGACAAGGUGCCCAUCCCCAUCGGGCCCUGCGGCAGCAUGUGCCUGUCCGUCAAGCGCAAGUGCCUGCCGGUGCUGACCGAGUUCGGCUUCGUGUGGCCCGAGGUGCUCAACUGCAGCCUGUUCCCGCCGCAGAACGACCAGAACCACAUGUGCAUGGAGGGCCCGCCCGAGGACGACCAGCCGCACCUCAUCCAGCACCCGCCGCUGGUGGAGGAGGAGUGCCAGUCGCUCAGCUCGGCGCCGGACCAGUACGCCUGGGUGAAGCGCAGCCACAGCUGCGCGCUGCAGUGCGGCUACGACGCCGGGCUGUACCGGCGGCAGGCCAAGGUCUUCACGGACGUGUGGAUGGCGGCGUGGGCCGUGCUCUGCUUCGUCUCCACCACCUUCACCGUGCUGACCUUCCUGGUGGACUCGUCGCGCUUCUCCUACCCGGAGAGGCCCAUCAUCUUCCUCAGCAUGUGCUACAACAUCUACAGCGUGGCCUUUGUGGUGCGGCUGACGGUGGGCCGCGAGCGCAUCUCCUGCGACCUGGAGGAGGCCGCAGCUCCCAUCCUGGUGCAGGAGGGGCUGAAGAACACGGGCUGCGCCAUCGUCUUCCUGCUCAUGUACUUCUUCGGCAUGGCCAGCUCCAUCUGGUGGGUGAUACUGACGCUCACCUGGUUCCUGGCGGCGGGGCUGAAGUGGGGCCACGAGGCCAUCGAGAUGCACAGCUCCUACUUCCACAUCGCCGCCUGGGCCAUCCCGGCCGUCAAGACCAUCGUCAUCCUCAUCAUGCGGCUGGUGGACGCCGACGACCUGACGGGCCUGUGCUACGUGGGCAACCAGCACCUGGACGCGCUGACGGGCUUCGUGGUGGCGCCGCUCUUCACCUACCUGGUGAUCGGCACGCUGUUCAUCGCGGCAGGGCUGGGCGCGCUCUUCAAGAUCCGCUCCAACCUGCAGAAGGAUGGCACCAAGACGGACAAGCUGGAGCGGCUGAUGGUGAAGAUCGGCGUCUUCUCGGUGCUGUACACCGUGCCGGCCUCCUGCGUCAUCGCCUGCUACUUCUACGAGAUCUCCAACUGGGAGGACUUCAAGCAGUCGGCGCGCGACUCCUACAUGGCGGCGGAGAUGCUGCGCAUCUUCAUGUCGCUGCUGGUGGGCAUCACCUCGGGCAUGUGGAUCUGGUCGGCCAAGACGCUGCACACCUGGCAGAAGUGCUCCAGCCGCCUGGUCAGCUCCAGCAGGACAAAGCGGGCGGCCAAGCGGGCGGCCAACGGCCUGGUCAAGCCGGUCAAAGGGAACGAGACCGUGGUGUGACACGCGAUGUGGACGUCGAGGACAUUUUAGAUUUUACAGCAGAGUGAAACUAUGAAAGAGAGAAUGAGUGAGACAGGGAGAGAGGGAGGGAGGGAGAGAGAGAGUGGGGGGAAAUGAUGAGCGUGUGGGGCAAGGCGUGAGGCCUGGAGGAAGAAGGACAAAACCCCAAAAUUAGACUGAUGGUGAUGGACAGGUGGUGUCUCUUCAGGGUGAUCGAGUAGUUCGACUCACAGGCAACUACACUACAAGGAGUCGGAAGUGGAACACAAGACUGUGGCUUAACACUUCAUGUUUUGAAACCGCUCAGUCUGGUUAUGGAUCGUAUGGAUGCAGCCUAACAGGAAGCUCUGGGAAAAAACAAAACAUUUCAGACUCUGUGGAGAGAGAGAGAGAGAGAGAACUGGGCUCAAGUGAGUUUUGAGAGGGAAUUAGCCUACUCAUUUCAGAGGAGACCUGACUUAGCUCCUGUCACAUGUGUGUUUAUGUGUGAGGGAGAGAGAGCUGAGGCGGGAGCUGUUUCUGGCUUUCAGAAGUGCAACAGCACCACCAUGUGGUCAGCUGUGCCGUGAUUGACGGUGAAUUUGCAGUUGAGUGGUGGGGGGGUUAUUGAGCACACAAGUAGCAGUGACCUUUUCUUAGCUCUCUCACCCCCCUCUGCUAGAUAUCAUGUUUGUUCAUUUACAUGUCUUUCUUUUCUUUUUAUGAGAUUGUUUUUACACUGGAUGGUCAAAAGCGCUGAAGACUAGCAGAUGACUAUGUUCAACAAAUCCAGUGCAGCCUAACUGAGAAGAUGGAGAAAAAAUUAUGCACUAUGAAAUAUUUCUAUGGAAAAGAAGCUUAUUACACUAGAAGUGCCUCGAUCAUUGUUACUUUUGGUGUAGUCAGGAAUGUCUGGUGCUACUUGUUUCAAACUGUGGUAAUUGUGACGACGCAAAGGCACCUGGGAAUUGUAGGCCUUUCUCUGCUUCACAGACAGGGCAGUUUUUUACCUCUUUAGUUUUUAUUAUCACAUUGGUCAAUAUGAUAACUUACAAUUAUUGCUCCAGAGCUUCCCAAUGUAGGCUGUGCUCCCCCAAUACACCCCCGUCAAAAUGAAUGGUAAACAAUGUUGUUUUCUGUAUUGUCCAAUUGUGUAUGUAUAAUUUGUAGUCUUCAGAUAGUCUUAUGAAAAAAAAAAUGAUCAGACUCCAUGACAUGGUUCUUGUGAAACAGACCAAACACACCUAAAUGCACACAUGCAUACAUGCAGUAAGGCCGUACAAAUGUAGCCGUACACCGAUUAUCUGCCAUAGUGGAAGAUAUGGGUGAUGCAAGAGCUCAACCGGUCAUCACACAAUAUCAUUUCUAUCAAGUGCAACUUAAAUGACUGAGUUCUCUAGGUUCCAGAGAUACACGUGAACCAGACUUUUUCUGGUAACACUUAACUUGAUGCCGGUGUCAUACGUAUGACAUAACAGUGUCAUAACAGUGUGAUAAUAGUGUCAUGAACGAGUCAUAAACAUAAUGCCAAUGUCAUAAACGUUUUAUGACCAUGAAAAGUUGACAUUGUUAGGCCUGUCUUUGUCAUAGCCGAAUUUCACUUUAAGACAAAGUCAUACAAUGUUUAUGACAUUGACAUAAUGUUUAUGACACAUUCAUGACUGCAUUAUGACAAUGUUAUGACACUGUUAUGUCAUACGUAUGACGCCGGUGUCAAGUAAAGUGUUACCCUUUUUCUUGUAUGUUCAGCUGACCAACCUCUCACCUCCAAGUGGCUAGACAAUCUAACAGGGGCAUCGCUCGCCCCUGCGAAGUUAUGAAUGUAGAAGAAAUAUAUUUUUGCAUUUCUGAAAAAUAAAAAGUGCCUAGGACAACUAUGCUGUUGGAAGAAGCAAAAGCUGAGACACUAUGAAGUACUUUUUACAGUGGAUUUGUAAAGGAACAGGUAUUUUUUGUUAUUAAUGUAUUAUAAAAUGCUAAUUUAUCUUUGUACAAACUCCAAAAUACAAAAAAAAGUUUGUUUAUUUAAGAAUGCUUUUGUAUCAGAAGAUGAGAAAUUAAACUUUGAUGUUAAAACCCUGAGGUUUUGCUGCCUAUGUGUUUUUGCAUUCACCUGCUUUGGUGACUGAGAUGUCUUUCAAUAUACCGCAAUGAAUUGCCAAGGGCCUCACAAUACAAUAACAUAACACUUAAAGGGA
Engraulis encrasicolus (European anchovy) is the source of this 5985-nucleotide messenger RNA. RefSeq names its product frizzled class receptor 4 (gene fzd4). The transcript is spliced from 2 exons. The record is from RefSeq and is a predicted model, not a curated record. Gene Ontology annotation, biological process: canonical Wnt signaling pathway; retina vasculature morphogenesis in camera-type eye; non-canonical Wnt signaling pathway. Bases 2216 to 3808 code for a protein of 530 amino acids. Lineage: Eukaryota; Metazoa; Chordata; Actinopteri; Clupeiformes; Engraulidae. Gene Ontology annotation, cellular component: plasma membrane. Gene Ontology annotation, molecular function: Wnt receptor activity; Wnt-protein binding.